Molecule: messenger RNA, 3198 nt
Organism: Microthlaspi erraticum
Lineage: Eukaryota; Viridiplantae; Streptophyta; Magnoliopsida; Brassicales; Brassicaceae
Source: the annotation of a GenBank genome assembly
AUGGUGAGGAAGAAGAGAACUGAUGGUCCAUCGGAAGCAGGUGAGGCUUCUGGUACCCGUGAAGCUGCUCCAGUCUCAGGUGGUGGUGGUCGUGGUUCUCAGCGUGGUGGUUUCCAGCAGGGAGGAGGUGGAGGAGGAGGAGGAUACCAACAAGGUGGGAGAGGUUAUAAUCCCCAGUCUCAGCAGGGAGGCCAGCAGGGAGGUCGUGGUGGUGGUGGUCGGGGAUAUGGGCAACCACCACAGCAGCAACACCAACAACAAUAUGGUGGACCGCAAGAGUACCAAGGAAGAGGAAGAGGAAGAGGAGGACCUCCUCAAGAAGGAGGUCGAGGAGGGUAUGGUGGUGGCCGUGGAGGUGGACCCUCUUCUGGUCCGCCGCAGAGACAAUCAGUUCCCGAGCUGCAUCAAGCUACUUCACCUACUAUUCAAGCGGUGUCUUCUCAGCCUACACCGACUGAGGUGAGUCCUACACAGAUGCCCGAGCCUUCUGUUCCGGUCAAGCAAUUCGAACAGCUCUCUCUUGAACAAGGAGCUCCCAGUCAGGCAAUCCAGCCUUUGCCUCAAUCUAGCAAAGCCUAUAGGUUUCCGAUGAGGCCUGGUAGAGGACAGACAGGCAAGCGGUGCAUUGUGAAGGCUAACCACUUCUUUGCGGAGUUGCCUGACAAGGAUUUGCACCAGUAUGAUGUUACCAUUACUCCGGAAGUUACAUCGAGGGGAGUUAACCGUGCUGUGAUGAAACAGUUGGUUGACUUGUAUCGUGAUUCACACCUUGGAAGGCGUCUUCCUGCGUAUGAUGGUCGGAAAAGUCUGUACACUGCAGGACCACUUCCUUUCAUCUCCAAGGAGUUCAGAAUCACACUCCUUGACGAGGAAGAAGGGGCUGGAGGACAAAGACGCGAGAGAGAAUUCAAAGUUGUGAUCAAGCUAGCUGCACGCGCUGAUCUACAUCACCUAGGAUUGUUUUUGGAAGGGAAACAAGCUGAUGCCCCGCAGGAGGCUCUGCAGGUUCUCGACAUUGUUCUUCGAGAGCUGCCUACCUCUAAGUAUACUCCUGUGGGCCGGUCCUUUUAUUCUCCUGAUAUAGGACGGAAGCAGUCGUUGGGGGAUGGGUUGGAGAGCUGGCGUGGAUUUUACCAAAGCAUACGUCCCACACAGAUGGGCUUAUCACUCAACAUAGAUAUGUCAUCGACAGCAUUCAUAGAGGCGCUUCCUGUGACGGAGUUUGUUUGUGAGUUGCUGAAUCGGGAUAUUAGAUCCCGGCCUCUAUCAGAUGCCGAUCGUGUUAAGAUCAAAAAGGCUCUGAGAGGUGUCAAGGUUGAAGUGACCCAUCGAGGAAAUAUGCGCCGAAAGUACCGCAUUUCUGGCUUGACCGCUGUGGCCACUCGAGAACUGACAUUCCCUGUAGAUGAAAGAAAUACCCAGAAGUCUGUCGUUGAAUACUUCUAUGAGACUUAUGGCUUUCGCAUUCAGCACACUCAGCUACCAUGCUUGCAAGUUGGGAAUUCUAACAGGCCAAAUUACUUACCAAUGGAGGUUUGCAAGAUUGUUGAAGGUCAGAGAUACUCAAAAAGGUUGAACGAGAGACAGAUCACUGCUUUGCUGAAGGUGACUUGUCAGCGCCCCCAAGAACGUGAGAAAGAUAUCUUGAAGACGGUACAGCUCAAUGAUUAUAGUAAGGAUCCCUAUGCUAAGGAGUUUGGGAUCAAGAUAAAUCCGACCCUUGCUACUGUUGAGGCUCGAAUUCUGCCUCCUCCAUGGCUUAAGUAUCAUGAUUCUGGAAGGGAAGGUACUUGUCUGCCACAAGUUGGUCAGUGGAAUAUGAUGAACAAGAAAAUGAUCAAUGGAGGAACGGUGAAUAACUGGUUCUGCAUCAACUUUUCGAGGCAAGUGCAGGACAACAUAGCACGUACUUUCUGUCAGGAACUUGCUCACAUGUGCCUCACAUCUGGCAUGGCAUUUAAUCCUGAACCAAUCCUCCCAGUAGUCAGUGCACGUCCUGAGCAAGUGGAGAAGGUUUUGAAAACCCGAUACCAUGAUGCCACGGCCAAGCUCCCUCAAGGAAAAGAGGUUGAUCUCCUAAUUGUCAUUCUGCCUGACAACAAUGGAUCAUUAUAUGGUGAUCUGAAGCGUAUCUGUGAGACCGAACUUGGUAUUGUUUCCCAGUGUUGCCUGAACAAGCAUGUAUUCAAGAUGAGCAAGCAGUACAUGGCUAAUGUUGCCUUGAAGAUUAAUGUCAAAGUUGGAGGAAGGAAUACAGUGCUUGUUGAUGCCUUAUCAAGGAGAAUUCCUCUAGUCAGUGAUCGACCCACCAUUAUCUUUGGUGCUGAUGUAACCCAUCCUCAUCCUGGAGAAGACUCAAGCCCGUCGAUUGCUGCUGUUGUCGCAUCCCAGGACUGGCCUGAAAUCACGAAAUAUGCUGGAUUGGUAUGCGCUCAAGCGCAUAGGCAGGAGCUCAUUCAAGAUCUGUUCAAAGAGUGGAAGGAUCCUCAGAAAGGAGUGGUGACUGGUGGCAUGAUAAAGGAGUUGCUGAUUGCAUUCCGUAGAUCAACUGGGCAUAAGCCAUUGAGGAUCAUAUUCUACAGGGAUGGAGUCAGCGAGGGACAAUUCUAUCAGGUGUUGCUAUAUGAGCUUGAUGCAAUCCGCAAGGCAUGUGCUUCGCUGGAAGCAGGUUAUCAGCCACCAGUGACGUUUGUAGUGGUGCAGAAGCGCCAUCACACGAGGCUGUUUGCUAACAACCACAAUGAUCGUCAUUCUGUUGAUAAAAGUGGAAAUAUUUUACCAGGUACUGUUGUGGAUUCCAAAAUCUGUCACCCGACAGAGUUCGACUUUUAUCUCUGUAGCCAUGCUGGUAUUCAGGGCACUUCUCGACCAGCUCAUUACCACGUUCUGUGGGAUGAGAACAACUUCACUGCAGAUGGACUCCAAUCUCUGACCAAUAACCUGUGUUACACGUAUGCGAGAUGCACUCGUUCAGUCUCCAUUGUGCCGCCUGCGUACUAUGCACAUCUAGCGGCGUUUAGGGCUAGGUUCUACAUGGAGCCAGAGACAUCAGACAGUGGCUCGAUGGCUAGUGGGAGCAUGGCACGUGGAGGAGGUGGUAUGGGUGGUAGAAACACACGUGGGCCUAACGUGAACGCUGCAGUGAGACCACUCCCAGCACUGAAAGAGAAUGUGAAGCGUGUCAUGUUCUACUGCUGA